Molecule: messenger RNA, 2047 nt
Organism: Polistes canadensis
Lineage: Eukaryota; Metazoa; Arthropoda; Insecta; Hymenoptera; Vespidae
Product: BRCA1-A complex subunit Abraxas-like
Exons: 6
Coding region: 79-1485 (468 amino acids)
Biological process (GO): protein K63-linked deubiquitination; mitotic spindle assembly; attachment of spindle microtubules to kinetochore
Cellular component (GO): nucleus
Molecular function (GO): microtubule binding; polyubiquitin modification-dependent protein binding
Source: RefSeq, a predicted model, not a curated record
UUUGUGAACGUGGUUGAUGAUAAAAAAUCGAAGAGUCUAGUACACGCAAUUGCAAUUUAAUAUUCUUCAUUCAUCAAUAUGGCGGACGACGGUUUACUCGUUACUAUUUCGGGCGCUGCUCUUUCUUUAUUACUUUACGAAAAUGUACGCAACGUCGGAGAUCAGAUGGGCUUUUUACUCGGUGAAAUAGUCGAAUACAUUGUUAAAAAGGUCACGGAUUCUGACAAUCAAGUGGAUACAGUUAAAAGACGUAUAAAUAUCGAAACUGUUGUGACAUGCUCUAUGCCAGAUAUUUUACAUGAUUCAACCGGUAGAAUUGAUAAAGAGAAGUUGAAAGAUUUCUUAUCUCAUAAAAGCAAACAAGUUAUCGGAUGGUUUAGAUUUAGGCACAACUUAUGCUUGGUACCUACUUUAAGGGAUAAACUUUUGCACAAACAAUUUGCUUCAUACUUCUCUAGUAGUCAUGGUUAUAAAGAGGAUUUCUUCGUCACCUGUUUAUUGUCCUCUUCCGUAUCAAAUGCAAGCGGAACUCAUAAAUUUAGACACGUUCUCUUGAGACGUAGAAGAGGGACAUUUGAGCCAAUAUCCUUGAAGAUAAGUAGUUUAGGGGAUGGUAAAUCUCCACUCGAUGGUUCUGAUUAUAAACUUACACCGACGAAAAAAUCCGUAAAAGAGAUUGAUACAUUUACUAAAAUAAUACAAUCGCUCAAAUUAAAUCUUACACAAAUAUCUAGCGUUGAAUCCGCAACUCUUAUAGAAAAAGAAGCUGAAAAAUACUUAAAUACGUUAAUAUCGAAAGUUUGUGAAUCUGAUCGUGAAGUUUAUGAAUUGGAAAAGCAAAUAACAGAACUGAGAACUAAAAUACGUCUGCAGAACUUAGCUAAGACAAAAGUUACUUGUAAUUCAGAUACGACCGAGUUGAAUCAUGAAAUUGAUAAAAACAGUGGUUACGAAGAAAACAAAUUAUUGACAGAAAAAGUAGAUGUUCCUGAUAAAAUCUAUGAAGAGGAUCAGCUAAACAAGUACCAUUCUUUAACAGAUGAAUCAAGUGACAACCGACCAAGUAGUACAAGAACUGUUCUUGCAGAAAGUAUGUCCAAGGAAAAGCUGAAAAUAGGAUUAAAUGCAGAUGUAGAGAACAGUAAAACUCGUGAUAAAUUUACUACGAACAUAGUUUCAGAUGUUAAAUUAGAUAUGGUUGGAAGAAAAAACAAAUGCUCAACCAAUAUGUUUUCUGAGAUCUCAAGACAACCGAUAAAUAUGGGUGAACAGAUUGAAAGUGGUGUCGGUAGAGGUAGUCCAAAUUAUGGAAGAAUUAAACGGGGGUCAGCAUUGAGAUAUAACAGUGAAAGAAAAAUAGUAGAAUCCUUUGAAAAGUCUUCGAUAAAAAAUACUGUUGAAAACCAGCAUUCUCCUAUUUACGAGGAAACUUUGAAAAGAAAUAUAGAUGUACGCAAUUUUUCAGAUACGUCAGAUAUUCAUUGAACUAAAUAUAGUAUUAUGGAAUUUAACCAUUCUAGGGAUUGGAUAAUCCUUAGCUUUCUCUUUGAAAGCUCUCUAUGAAAAUACUUAAAGUUGUUCCAAAGCGUUUUACGCAAAUAAAUUAUGACCAUAUUCUUAGAACUACUUUAUGCUCUACAAGAUGCGUUGUAAAUAUUUCUUACGCUAAAAUAUAACAAUUUUGAAACUUGAAUAAAAUAAAAUAUAUUUAUGGCUUACUUAUUGAUCGGAUAGUGAUAUUUCAAUUUUGUUAGAAAAUGUUAUAAAUGUUCAUAACAUUUAUUUUUUUUAAAGAAUUAUAAAUAUCUCUUUUUUUUAUUAUUUCCAAUGGACCUACAUAUUGUUAAAUGUUUUCAAUAUGUAAUUAAUUUCCCUGUUACGUUACGUUGAGUAAUAAUGUGUAAGGAAUCGUAAACUGAAGCUGUGUUUUUAUGACCCUUAUUAUGCUUAAGUAAAACUUGGGAAGAAUAUUGAAAGGUUUUUAUACUAAUACUUUCCUGUGUGUAUAACAUAUUACUUUAAAUUAAUAAAGGUAUAAAAUAAAUAU